Messenger RNA from Cuscuta epithymum, 1444 nucleotides. Lineage: Eukaryota; Viridiplantae; Streptophyta; Magnoliopsida; Solanales; Convolvulaceae. The record is from the annotation of a GenBank genome assembly.
AAAUUUUCAGUGUUUACGAAUCGUAAUGAUUUUAUUAUUGAUCGAUUAUUAUUAGUUUAGUUUUGGGUAUCCGUCUUCUCAAACCCUCCUCGUCUGCGCUCCGCCCCUGUCCUGCCUCUCAACUUCCGUAAACCCUUUCUUCUCCUAUAGUUUCUCCUCCCCAUCAAUGCAUAGUACGUUCAGUCCAGUUAUGAAUUCUCCAGCCCUGCCUCAAAAUAGCUGCCUCAUAUCCGUUCCAUCAUAUCUUCCCACCGCAGCAAAAUCCCAAUAUCUCUCACUCGCUUCACGGCCUAGUAAGCUCCACCUCUCUUGCUCCCCGCUCUCUUCACCUCUGUCCUUCAGGAGGGUCCAACCCAAACCCCAUCUUCGAUCUCUGAUUUCUGCCAUAGCUUCGCAACAAGAAGAGGACAACGCCAUCCUUCUCGACGAGCAGGACCCAGACGAAGACGAAGAUUUUAUUGAAGCUUUCAAUUCGGAGGGAGAGGGUGAAGAAGACGGGAUUCUUGAGGCCAGUGGAGAUGCUGGAGAGAGUGACGAUAUGUUUGGUGAAGAUGCGGGUGGGUGUGCAGAACCGCCUGAGGAUGCAAAACUAUUUGUCGGGAAUUUGCCUUUUGCCGUAGAUCAUGAAAGCUUGGCUAGGAUUUUCCAACAGGCUGGGACCGUUGAGAUUGCUGAGGUUGUUUAUAACAGGGAUACUGAGCAGAGUAGAGGGUUCGGGUUUGUGACAAUGAGUACUAUUGAAGAAGCUGACAAAGCAGUUCAGUUGUUCAAUCGUUAUGAGUUAAAUGGAAGACCCUUGAUAGUCAACAAGGCCGCUCCAAGAGGAACAAGGCCAGAACGUCCCUUUGAACCUUUUUACAAAGUGUAUGUUGGGAACAUUCCAUGGAGUAUGGACGAAUCAGGCCUUGAGCAAAUGUUCAGCUCACAUGGCAGAGUCAUUAGUGCGCGUGUUAUUCGUGACAGAGAUAAUGGCCGUUCCAGAGGCUUUGGCUUUGUGACUCUGUCAAGCGAGGCUGAAAUGAAUGAUGCCAUUGCAAAUCUUGAUGGCAAGAAUCUUGAAGGGAGGGCAAUCAGAGUCAACGUGGCUGAAGAGAGACAACGACGCAGCUAUUAAAUGUUUAUCAAAACUGGGAUCCCGAUAGCAACAAGCAAGUUCCAUUUGGCUAAUCUUUGGAUCUUUGAUGUGGUCAAGAAAGAUAUCUUGUAGUUUCCCGUUUGUGCAUUUAUCAGUUUUGAUUUUUGAUUGUGAACUUUUAUAUGGUGUAGUUACAACAAAGUGUGUUUCCAUGAUGUACUUUAAUUAAUGUUCAAAGUGGUGUACCUUUGUGGCAGCGUUUUUUUAGUUUGUUUAAUCUCGUUUUGAACCAUAUUUAUGCAUCAUUAUCGCAUUUAUAAUACGUAAUAGGUUAGUACUUAUCAAUAAAGUUAGAAAAAAAAUAUCUUG